This is a messenger RNA of Paramecium primaurelia, 728 nucleotides long. Lineage: Eukaryota; Ciliophora; Oligohymenophorea; Peniculida; Parameciidae. The record is from the annotation of a GenBank genome assembly.
AUGGAAUCUAACUCCUUGGAUUUUAAAAUAAAUAUAUAACCCAAAAGUAUAACUGAGCAUGUAGAGCCAGAUGUUGAUUUAACAGUUGAUAAAUAUGAUGCUGUCUAUUAAAAUACUUAAUAGGAAGAGGAAGUAGAAGCAGCUCAUGUAUAUAUUUAUAUCUAAUAUUUUCAUUAGAAAGAUUUACUAAUAUAAGAAUAUGAUAUCACUUAAGCAGCUCAUCCAUAUUAUUGUGUUGCUGCAUUAGCAUUAACUUCAAUUCCAGGAUUAACUUUUAUUCUUUUACAAGAUGUUAUACAUGCUUAUCCUUUAGUUAUUAUACUCUAAUUAGUUUAAUUUUUAGUACUAAAGAAUUAUUUGGGUUUAAAAUUGAUUGGGUUACGUUGGUGGAUUGAGAUGGAUAUUAAAGGUGAAUAAAAAUGGAUGUUCUAAACUUAAUCAUAAGAAUAAUCAAAUAAAGUUGAUAAAUAUUUCUUUUGGGCCUGUCUCAUAUAUGGAACACUCUUUUGGUGUCUUAUGUGUCUUGGAGACUUUUUUGGAGUCAAAAUAUUCUGGGUAUUAUGAUAAAUGGAUUAUAGUUACCAUUACCAAUCAUAUGUUUAGUUUUGUCUUUAACUAAUUUAUAAGGAUUUUACAAAUGUAGAGGAGAGCAUAAGAAGAAAUUAUAAUAAUUGAAAAGAGAAAUGGCUAAAGGUGGAAUGAAUAUAGUGGGAAUGAUUAUGAAAUGA